Messenger RNA from Schistosoma intercalatum, 2724 nucleotides. Lineage: Eukaryota; Metazoa; Platyhelminthes; Trematoda; Strigeidida; Schistosomatidae. The record is from the annotation of a GenBank genome assembly.
UUCGAUGUUUGCGUUACACCUAGUGUCCCGAAGGGAGUGUUUUGUCGGACAUGUGCUUAGGAGUUACCACUCGCAAAAAAGGAUUAGUGACUACCUUACAAAUGGCUACUUUUCGGAAAUUCUUCCAAAUAAGAGUGAAAAAUACUUGUUAGACCUUGAAACGACCGGAAACUUCUCUGUUUAUUCUGGAUUCGAUCCUACAUGUGACAGCCUACAGUUGGGAAACCUUGUGGCUGUUUGUGGUUUGCUUCGUUGUCACUUAUCUGGCAAAGAUAUAGUUGCAGUUGUUGGUGGAUCUACUAGUAUCCUGGGUGAUCCUACUGGCAGAACUAAAAAACGUGAAUACCAAUCCUUGGAACAGUAUGCUUCCAAUUCUAGUCUCAUAGAGCACAAUCUGAAUCAGAUAAUCCAUAAUUACUGGACACAAAUUGUCCCAGCAUUAUCGAUCUCUGGAAAGCUAGGUUCAGUUAAUGUCGUUAACAAUUCCGAUUGGCUGACUCACAAAAAUGUGGUGGACGUUUUGUGCGAAGUUUUGCCGCACUUCAAGUUGUCUGAAUUAUUGGAAAAAGAAAGCGUUAAAAUAAGAAUGGAAAGUGGAAAUACUAUGGAUCUUGGGGAAUUUUUUUAUCCAAUCGUACAAGCAAUAGACUUCCUAUACUUACAUGAAAGGUUUAAUUGUUAUGUGCAGGUUGGUGGGCAUGAUCAGAUCGGCAACAUAACUUGUGGAUUGAACCUCAUCUAUCGCAAACUUGGUCGGCGUGCUUUUGGCUUAACUGUUCCUCUGCUGACUACCCCAGAUGGUCAGAAAUUAGGAAAAUCUGUUCCCAACUCGGAGUGUGGAAUGGAUACUAUAUGGUUAAUGAGUGAAAAACUGAAACCUUACAAUUUCUACCAAAAGAUUUUAAAUUUGCCUGAUAGUAUUAUUUCCGAUAAACUGGUUCGUCAGUUGACCUUCUUUGGACCUGAGGAAAUAGAUCAAUUGUUAACUAACCAUAAAAAGCAUCCUAAUCGUCGUAUAGUUCAAAAGGCUCUGGCAAAAGAACUCACUUUACUAGUUCAUGGAGUCUAUGCUUUACAAGCUUCAGAACUUGCAACUCGAAUAUUUUUUCCUAUGAGUUCUGUAAAUUGCCCGAAUGAUAGCCUGCCAGUUGAUAAAACCAGUCUGGAAAUAAUUCAAAAUGAACUUAGUAGUUCAGAACGUAACUAUCUCUUCUCCUGCUUGAAACCAUCUGCACAAUUUCUGCCAGUUAUUUAUCCCAAAGAUUUCACUGAUUCUUUGAAAAGAUCUGGAAAUGAUUAUAGUCAACUUUUAGAAAGUGUUUUAGAUCUAAUUAUGCUGACCUCAAACUUUAAAGAUCGAUCUGAAGCUUUACAAACAUGUUUCAUGAGAGGUGUUGUACUAAAUAAUGUUAACCUUUUAAAGAAGGGCAAUAAAUUUGAAAUGUCACCUGAAAAUAUACAAGCAGCAUUUAGCAGAUUUGAUCAAACCACCGGUUUAGGUAUCCUACGACUAGGUAAGUUAGCCUUUUGUAUAUGUGUAUAAAUUAUUCUAUUUCCUUACUAAGUUAAUCUAUCUCACUGUUAUCUUUUGUUUACUUUGAGGGGCUUUGGCUUUGAUAUUUAUGCCCUCAACAUGCAAUCAACAAAGAUAACCGCAUAAGGUGUUCAGUCUGCAUAUAAUAUACUCGUUAUUUUGUAUUAUAUGAACAUGUAACUGAUAUACUAUUUUAUUGUUUUGUUGCUCAUAUUUUAUUCAUCGAAUUUCGCACCGGAAGUGUCCUUCCAUCACAGACUUUUAGAAAUAUCAAAUAAAGAGAGUAAAUGAGUGUGUACAAGUAUAAUAGAUUCCGAGUACUGUUAUUUUAAGCUACGAGCUGCGGACUCCUGGAAUCUUGUAUAUAUUAACUUAAACACCUGCAAUUCAUCUCAUUUAGAUAAACAGUGAAUUAUUUCAACGAUCGUGUCGCCUUUUGGUUUAAUCAACUUUCAGUUCAAAUGAGAAUCUUCUAUGGUACUAUUUAAUUACUGAACUUUUAUAGCUUUCAUUAAUUAAAUUUCAAGCUGAAUACAUCUUUUUUCAAUAAUAUCUGGGUACUAACAUAACUGUUGAUUACUUUUUAAUUAAAUCACACAAGCGACUACACAUAUUGAGAUAGUUGUCUCAUUUCGCACAGUUACCCAACACAUCGCCACAUUCUGUACUUGACCGUUAAAAGGAAAGCUAGCCUGUUAAUGACAUUAUUGACAGGAUACACUAAUACAUGAUGAUCAAAUAUUUUAAAUCUAUGCAGAGUUUCUAUCAGCGACCAUUUUCUUCAACUGGUUGCUACAUAUAGUAGCUACUUAAGAAUAAGUGCAAAGGGUAGGUUUAUAUGUACUAUGUUUAAAAUAUCUGGCUCACGAUUUAAUAUUCAGUUUAGGCUUUAUCUGCCGAUCAGUUAAAAGUCAAGUUGAAUAGUUCCGUAACUGUGUACUUUUCAUUCCUUGUUUGAUUGUCGUUUCAUUUUGUUAUUUGUAGGUAAAAAUGAACAUUGGUUUGUUGCAACUAAAUCGAAUUUCACUCAAUAGACUCUUUCUAAAAUGUAUAGUUGUAAUGUAACAUGUGUGUAUUGUAAAUGUGUAAAAAUUGUUCAUUGUUAUUUCCGACAAGUUAUAAGUUUCGUUUACCUCUGCUUGUGAUGAUUACAAUUUCUUAAAAAUGAACUUAGUGUGCAUAUGGCUGUA